GUUAAAAUUAAUUUGCUCGUUAAACUCCUACAUUCUCAGUCGUGCUUCUACAUCUACCUUUAUAAGGCUAGGUCAUUAAUCAUGCUCGUAUGUAUCAUCAUACUAUGUUUCUUUGGGACUGAUCAGAGGAAUAAAAUUACAAUUAAAUCGCACGCAAGAGUAGUGUUGGGCCAACCUAGCAAAAUAUAUUUCGUGAUUUAUUCCUUGUCAGUCUGCGGUCCCGUGCAUACGUUCACAAAUGUGUGAAAUAUGUGCUUUAUGCCGAGCUCAUCAGUGCCAGGCCGUGCCAUGACUAUAAUUUAACAAAAAAAUACCAUCUAUGAAACUCCCGCCUUUCCUCGUUGGGAUUCCAAGCAAGGAGGUUCUGUCACGUUGCUAUGGCAACGUGCGACAAACACUGUCAAACAUUUUCAUUGAGUAGCGAUCAAAACGGGUCGGCUAACGAUUAUGCGUGUGUGAUGUAUGACGAGACGGUGAACGUGGUCAACGCAAGAGAGAUCGACAGCCCGUCGAGUGAAGAGGAAGUUGUUAAAGCGACGAUGUCCAAGUUUAACCCCCCGGUGAGGCAUACGGCGAGGCAUGACUUCGACUCAGACAGCGAAACCGAGUCUGAUGUCGACGACAAGUUUUUGGGCCAUCUCUCCGGAGAAGAUCAGUCUCCAGAUGGGAAGUCCCAACCUUCGGAUAAGUCCGUGGAAAUCCCGAAGGCGAGCCGAGUGGAUCUGACCAAGGAGUCGAGCGGCAGAGCCAGACCUGUCGUGAAACGUGAAGACACAUCCAACUCAGACACAGACACGGGUGAUAUAGAACCCGAACGAGUGGUAGACCCGGCCCUGGGCAGCGGUCGCAAGCGUGGCGGAGGCGUGGUCAUACCAGCUGAAGGCGCUUACGACCCCAAGAACUUUCUAGACUUGAAGGUGCCUCCAGAUAUGGAGAAUAUAUUUCAGUAUAUUAUGAAGUACACUCCUCAAAAGAUCGACAUAGACCUGAAGUUGCAGCCGUUCGUGCCGGAGUUCGUGCCGGCUGUAGGCGACAUCGAUGCCUUCAUCAAGGUGACCACUCCGGCCUGUAAUGUACGGGCUGCUACACUUGCUGAUAAUGUGUUGGAGCAUAUUGAUAACUUGGGUCUAACGGUUCUGGACGAGCCGGCGGCGGAGCAGAGCGACUCGGCUCUACUGCAUCUGCAGCUGCGAGCCAUCUCCAAGACUAGCAGCGCCAAGUCCACUGUGUUGACGAAGAAGAUAGAGAAUGCGGAGAAGAACUCCAAAGCCAUCGAGCGUUGGAUCAAGGAUGUCAGCGAAUUGCAUCUCUCUAAACCAGCUCCCACUGUGGCUUACACUAGCAAAAUGCCCGACAUAGACAACCUAAUGGAAGAAUGGCCAGAAUCUAUGGAGGAAACUCUAAACGAGGUCGGUUUCCCACCCGGAACCAUAGACUGCACCCUCUCUCAAUACGUGGACUUAGUGUGUGGUCUGUUCGACGUGCCCAUCGCUGGGGACACAUUAAAUGAUAGGAUACAAGCUUUACAUUUGUUAUUUAGUCUAUAUUCAGCUGUAAAAACUUCGCAGUUGUACGCGGAACGACAGAAGGAAAGAAGCGAUAGUAAUGCCUAGUUUUGUAAGAAUAAAUGUGUUGUUUGAUUUGGAAA
Molecule: messenger RNA, 1648 nt
Organism: Helicoverpa zea (corn earworm)
Lineage: Eukaryota; Metazoa; Arthropoda; Insecta; Lepidoptera; Noctuidae
Gene: IFT46
Product: intraflagellar transport protein 46 homolog
Exons: 7
Coding region: 378-1613 (411 amino acids)
Biological process (GO): cilium assembly; intraciliary transport
Cellular component (GO): intraciliary transport particle B; centrosome; motile cilium
Source: RefSeq, a predicted model, not a curated record